UCAGCACCAAUCAGCCACACACAGCGACAGGAGACACGGACCGAGCAAACACUAGGCAGCCACACAAUACACCCCGGACCAAGAGGAAACACCUAACCCUUCGAUAUUUUUCCCCACGGCGCUGUGGCGCUCAAGAAAGCUGUUUUUAAACUACCGCUGUUUUUUGUACUUUUGUUUUCCGACACAGAAGUCGUUAAAAUGGUUCUUUUGUUUUGAGCAUUGUGUAUGUGUGUGUGUGUGAGACAGAGUGCUCCUAUAUCUUGUAUCUUAUUUUUCUUCAUUACGCUAAGCAGUAAUGUGCUGCUUUAUAUCGGCAGACUGCUAGCGUCUGGAAUCUGUUCUCACCAGGAAUCUGUACCGGAGAGGAUAAACCAGGAUGGUAACGUAUUGUUCAUAACCAGCUUCAGCUAGACGAAGGCCAACUCAACCUUAGACUUUACUUCCAAGCCGCUUGAAAACUACCAUCAGCCAUGUCAAAUAUAAACAAUCCACUUUGCAUUGAGAAUGGACAGAAUGCUGACGUGUCUCUCUUGCAAAAGGAUAAUCUUCAGGAUGGUGGAUUAAGCCAGCUGUUGGAUUACAAUGCAGAAAUGGAAAGGUACAGGUCUUUUGCAAACUUUUAUAAAAACAAUGGGGCAUUUCCACAGACUGCAAAAAUCGCCCGCAUCACAACGCCAAUUUUUCCCAGUGCCAGAAUCGGCGUGUCCCCUUGGAACUGUGAUAACGCCAUGCUCUGGGGAAGGAAAUCAGCGGCAAUAAACCCUAAUAGGACCAGCAUGCACAGAAAUGACUCCCAGAGGCCGGGGAAGCCUGGCGUGUCGCCAGAGACGCUGCAAAUGGCAAAUAAUAAUUUCCUCUCUACCUUAUCCCCCGAACACUGCAGACCUUUAGCAGGAGAAUGCAUGAACAAGCUGAAAUGCGGCGCUGCUGAAGCAGAGAUAAUGAAUCUCCCGGAACGCGUUGGAACUUUUUCCGCUAUUCCGGCUUUAGGGGGCAUCUCAUUACCUCCCGGGGUCAUCGUCAUGACAGCCCUUCACUCCCCCGCAGCCUCAGCAGCCGUUACAGACAGUGCGUUUCAAAUUGCCAAUCUGGCAGACUGCCCACAGAAUAAUUCCUCGGCAUCCAGUGGAAACCCAGCCAAGAAGAAAAGGAAAAGGUGUGGGGUCUGCGCGCCCUGCAGGAGGCUAAUCAACUGCGGGGUGUGCAGCAGUUGUCGGAACCGCAAAACGGGCCACCAGAUCUGCAAAUUUAGGAAAUGUGAGGAGCUGAAGAAGAAGCCGGGCUCGUCGCUGGAGUUUCAGUUUCCAGUUUCUCCCCCAAGACCCUUAAUAAUGAGGACACCGGUCAAUAAUGGCGAAGCGUUCCGAUGGUUCUUUUAAGGCCCUACCCUGGUGACAUCACUCUGACACACGUCAGGCUCUGACUCACUGCAAGAAGCACUUGUGGGCUCCUGAAAUGGAACACUUCGACUGGAGGAGAAAAGGAAGACAUAAACAGAAAAAAAAGAUAAAAAGAAAACAUUAUGGUGUUGGUUUAACUCUGUAAUUUUCUUUCCUGUGUAAUUAUUGUACCUUUUGACAGUAUCAUAAUGUAUAUUUUGGGUGUCUAUGAAUGUGUUUCAGUGUUGUGGCUGUGCAAGUUGCAGCCAUUCUUAUAUAAAGGAAUCAAUAGACAAUCAUAACAAAUGAAAUAAGGAUAACAUGAGGCCACCUGGAUUAAUUAUCAACACACUCUGUAGAUCUGGAGCAAUAAUCUUUAAGGUGAUUAUUCCUCGCCAUCACAUUCAGGUUUGCUUUUUAAUCACAUUAAAUGAUACCUCUUUUUCGGCCUGGUCGGCCCACCUCAAGGAUGUGUGCCACCAUCUACCGCAGAGCCUCAGAACCCUCUCAUGAAAAUGUUGUUUCUUAAUUGAUUGGACAUGAGAAGACAGCAGUGGCAGGCUAGUUGUUUUUUACUCUUUCUUUUCAUUUUAGUUGUGUUUGCUGUGUGCAGCAUGUGACAGAACAGGGCACAUUGUCUUGUUGACAGGUUGCACUUUUGUUGUGUAAACUAAAAUGAUCCCAUGUUAGAGCACAAGAAAGCUUUUGGUUGGACUAGUAACUUGGAACGAUGGUGUUAUGAGCUUUUUGUAAUAGCUGCUUGACCUUUUUGAAAAUUUUCUUUUUUUGUUUCUUUGCAAUUCAAAUGGUUGAAAGUAAGCUGUCUAAAAGGUAGUUAGAAGUACCAGUAAAGGAAUUCUAGUUAACAUUUAAAAUCUAAAUUUCCAGCAUUCUCUAAAAGUGCAUCAAAGCUAUGGGUUGAUUAUCCUGCAAAAUUGGAGUGUGCAUAUGUUUCCACCACAAUUCUGUACCUGAUCUGCUAUAGUCUGUUGAACUGAAGCAAAGUUACACAUUCCAAACUAAAUUAUUCAAUAAGUUACUCAUCGUCUUAAUCCCUAUUGUUGCAUGUGUAAAUGUGUUUUGGUUUUAAAAAUUACAAAGAAUUUGUAAAUUGUUGUUGUGAUGCUUUUAUGUGUUAAAAUAAUAA
Molecule: messenger RNA, 2526 nt
Organism: Alosa sapidissima (American shad)
Lineage: Eukaryota; Metazoa; Chordata; Actinopteri; Clupeiformes; Clupeidae
Gene: cxxc4
Product: CXXC finger 4
Exons: 4
Coding region: 471-1379 (302 amino acids)
Cellular component (GO): nucleus
Molecular function (GO): methyl-CpG binding; zinc ion binding
Source: RefSeq, a predicted model, not a curated record